AUGACAGAAAAAAAGGAACCUAUUCGCGUCUUGAUUGCCGGCGCAGGCAUCGCAGGUCUGGCCACGGCUAUAUCGCUAACACGCGUAUCAACCGUUCCGAACUUGGAUAUCCAGCUAUAUGAACAGGCUCCAGAGCUCUUGGAAAUAGGAGCUAGUAUCGCACUCAGUCCAAAUGGCAUGCGCACACUGGAGAAACUCGGCGUACACAAUGCCCUAACAGACGAAGUUGGGUUCAGAGGCCCGAGUGGAAUCCCACAAAUAUUCCGCCACUGGAAAACGAACCAAGUCGUGUCUACAGACACUCACACUAACGUCCCCGAUCCCCGUCACCAUACUACCCGCUUCCACCGCGGCCAUGUGCACUCUGCUCUGCUCGAGCAUGUCCCCAAAGAGUCAAUCCACUUGGGAAAGAAAAUUGCGCGCGCAGAAGCCAAUCAGGAUGGAGUUUCGUUGUAUUUCGAGGACGGGAGUAGUGCCCACGGAGAUAUCCUCAUUGGGGCCGAUGGGAUUCGAUCGAGUGUCAGACAAUCAUUCAUCCCAGAUUAUAAACUACGGUUCAGUGGGAAGAUAUUCAUGAGGGCGACGUUUGAUGCCUCGUUGGUAGAGGGCAAGGUCCCUGAUUUGCCUGCUGAUUCGAUGCAUUGGUGGGGUCCUAAAGACAACUUCUUUGCGUCUCGUCUUGGCAAGGACCAGUACACCACCGUCGGUGCAUACGAUGACCCGCGUUCGGUAGAAGAGGUGGAGAAAAGCAUUGCGUGGGAUCAACUUGGCAAUGUGGAGUUCCUAAGAGAGCGAUACAAGGAAUGGAACCCCACGGUCAAAGCUCUGACCGAGCUUACACCAUCUACAAAUCUCUAUCCCAAUUUCGCAGGAGAUGCUCUCCCGUCUUGGGUCUUUGGGUCGCGAGUGACUCUAGUCGGAGACGCAGCCCAUGCUCAUGGCGGUUCCUUCGCAGCCGGAGGCUCGCUGGCGUUAGAUGACUCCCUCGCCCUUGGCCUUGCAUUCAAGGAAGUGUUCUCUUCAAGAAAGGCCACGUUAUCAGCUGGAAAUAUCAACAAGGCAUUGCGGCUGUACACUCAAACCAGGCAGCCGCAUACAGCUCGGUUGCUGGGCAUUGUGCAUAGCCAGAUCGACAAGAAAAGUACUAUUUUUGCGACACCCGAAGAAGAGGAUGCUGCGCUUGUUGCUCGGAUGACUAGCAGGCCAAAUACGGAGUGGCUCUCGGAACACGAUGUUGAAGCUGCAUUCAACGCUGUCGUUGAGCAGGAACGGGCGCAGCGACAGAGACAGAUCCAGAGUCCUUUGUCUUUCCAGUUCAAACAAUUCUGA
Penicillium roqueforti is the source of this 1329-nucleotide messenger RNA. RefSeq lists its product as uncharacterized. The record is from RefSeq and is a predicted model, not a curated record. Gene Ontology annotation, molecular function: FAD binding; monooxygenase activity. The transcript is spliced from 8 exons. The coding region runs from base 1 to 1329 and encodes 442 amino acids. NCBI's taxonomy places the organism in Eukaryota, Fungi, Ascomycota, Eurotiomycetes, Eurotiales, Aspergillaceae.